AGAAUAGAAAAUGCCGAGCACUGGACAGAAAAGCAAAAGCUAAACAGGUCAACACCUUCCUACCUGGGAUAAGCUUCACCCACUGCUGUGCUGAUCUCUUGAGGUUUCCGUGACAGCUCCACAAUAUAUUUACCAAUGGCAGCCAAUAAUUAUUACGGCAUUCCGGUGCAUGGGCAGGCAGGGUCGUACACUGCUGCGGCAACUGCCUACCCUGCCACACCCGGUGCCAUUGGAUACACCGCAGUGGGUCAUGCUACCGCAGCAGCAAAUGCGGCAACAUCAUAUGCUCAAAGGGUCCAAUCUAAUGCAGGCCAAGCCGCCUAUACUGCUUACCCCCAAACUGCGCCCACUUAUGCUGCUGCCGCGCCUGCAACUCCUAUAGUUGCUGCAACUGCAAACGCGGCAUAUUCAUAUCCAGCGCAAUAUGCGGCAGCAACUGCAGCUGCUGCACAGCACUUGUCAACUGCAGCACAACAACAGGCGGCUGCUGCAGCCGCAGCUGCAGUUCCUGCGUAUUAUCCACAGCAAAGUAUUGCAUCCGUAACAUAUUCAACUAUUGAGAAUGCUUACCAGACACGACCAACCUACAGUCAUGCGGCUGGCUAUGCGCAUGCACAAUUGGCGGCCGCCGCCGCUAGACCAGCAAUGGCCGCUGCCGCUGCAAGGUCCGUAUCAUCCUAUCUUCCCGCCUAUACAUCAGCCUAUACCUAUGCGGCAUCUACCCCAACAACAUCCUAUAGUUACCCACCAACCCAGCUACAGGCAAGCAUCUCUGCUGUUGGAAAACCAAACAUCUAUGUACAACCACAUCAGGCAGCAACCAUCAACCUCACUCAAGUCCCUGUCGGAACAGCUAAAGUUGGAACAUGGAGAGCUGUCAAACCCAUCGGAGCUAUCGGACAAACAGCUGCCGCAGCCGCUGCUGUCUCCCGAGUGUUCAAAGGACCUCGUAUUCCUCCGAAGCCCCAACAGCUCCACUACUGCGAGGUUUGCAAGAUAUCCUGCGCUGGUCCGCAAACCUACAAGGAACAUCUGGACGGACAGAAGCAUAAGAAGAAGGAGGCGAGCAUGAAGACGGGAGUUGCUGGACCAACUACACGAGGAGGAAACGCACUCCGGUGUGAGCUCUGCGAUGUGACUUGUACUGGAUCUGAUGCCUAUGCAGCACAUAUCAGAGGAGCUAAACAUCAGAAGGUUGUAAAGCUUCACACUAAGCUUGGUAAGCCGAUCCCCUGCGUUGAUCCAGUUCUAGUUACCAAGGGAUCCACUGGAACCACUAAUACAGCUCCUGCUGGAGCUCAAAAUAUUACAAAUCUCGCCAAGUCUGGAUCAGGAUAUACAGGAGCUGUUGCUAGACAACCUGCGGUUCCCAAGAUUACAUUUGUUGGAGCAGACAAGAUCAAGACGGAGGGCGUGACUGUAAAGGUUCCGAUUCCGAGAUCCUAUCUGAACGAACAGGAGGUUACUAUUCCUCGUCUGCCCGAGGAGAAAGAUGUUCAACCCGUUGGCCAUGAUUACAUUGAAGAAAUCAAGAGUGACGACGGCAAGGUCGUCUCGUUCAGCUGUAAGCUCUGUGAGUGCAAGUUCAAUGAUCCAAACGCGAAGGAAAUGCAUAUGAAGGGACGUAGGCAUAGACUGCAGUACAAGAAGAAAGUUAACCCUGAUCUAGUGGUUGAUAUUAAACCAAGUCUCCGACAGCGGAAACUACAGGAGGAGAGAACCAAGAGAAGCCAGGCCAGGGAGGAGUUCUGGAAGAGAAGGGAAGAGGAUUUCAGGUUGAUGGAGGAGGAGGAGAGGGUGUACUGGGCGGAGAGGAGAAGGUUUGAAGAGGAGAUGGACGACAUGAACUGGUACAGGAGGUUCCCUACCAGAGGUCCCAACGCCAGGUUCGGAGGACCAGGAGGUCCCUUCGGAGCUCCACAUUUCAUGCUGAGACGACCGGAUACUGUGGACGACAGGCACUGCAUGGCUAAGCAUGAGACGAUUUAUCCAAGUGAGCCCGAGUUGGAAUCUAUACAGAAGAUUGUUGGGCAUACUGAGACAGCGCUGAAGAAAGUUAGUGAUCAUCUAGCAUCCUUGGAGCCUGGUGUAAAGAAUGGAAAUGAUAAGAAGGAAGAGGAUGGAAAGACUAGAGUAUUGGUUGGUGUUAUGAGGGUUGGUUUACUCGCUAAACAGCUCCUUCUCAAAAGAAAAAAACUCAAGUCAAACUAUAUAUUAAUGAAGGUGUUUUCUAUACUGUUUAUGUUGAAGGUCCGGAUACUGACCUCCCCUUUAUUAUUGUUUAGUAGUUUGAGUGUCCGGAUACUGACCUCUCCUAUAUUAUUGUUUAGUAGUUUGAGUGUCCGGAUAACCCUGACCUCCCCUAUGAUGAGAGAGACCGAAGAAGAAGCUGCUACAGCCGCUACACUUGAUCCUCCAGAUGUACUUGACCACGACAGGUGUAUCCAGGCACUAGCGGAGCUAAGACAUGUAAAAUGGUUCCAUUCCAGAGCUUUAUCCAGGCAUUCAUGCACAGUCGUCAUCAGGAUUCUACGAGAUCUGUGUGUCCGUAAUCCUACCUGGAGUCCUUUAUCCUGCUGGUCUGUUGAACUACUGGUUGAGAAGGUUCUUAACUCGGCUGGGUGUCCUCUCUCACCAGGAGAUGCUCUAAGACGCGUGUUUGAGGCUCUGGCCGGUGGAAUCCUACUCCCCGACAGCCCCGGGUUCCUGGACCCCUGUGAAAAGGAACCCAUGGACGCGGCCGCCGAUCUGACCAACCAGGAGCGCGAGGAUAUCACCAGCAGUGCUCAACACGCGCUUAGAAUGAUCGCUUUCCGACAAAUUCACAAAGUUCUCGGGAUCGAGGCGCUCCCCGCUCCUAAACAGUGGAGGGCUGCACGGAAACGUCGAAGGGAUUCAAGUACCGGCGAGGGAGAGGAGGCAGCAGAGGAGAAAAAAGAUAAAAAAGAAGCUUGAAAGCUAUUAAGAAUAAGAAUUUUUUGAACGCUGAAUAAUUAUCUUAUCCCAUCCCUCCGUGUAGGAAAGAUGAAAAGUGAAUCCCAAAAUACCAUUUUUUAAUUUGCGUAAAUACUUAAAUAAGCUUAAAUAAUGCUGAAGUUUAUAGUAUGUACAGUGUACAUACCAAUUGUGUUCAGUAUUUCUCAGAUUUAAUAAUUAUAUCUGAACACAUUAAUCCCCAACCUUUUACUUGAAAUGUGGGGCCUUGUUAUUGUUUAAUUUUAAUAAGCGUGUUGUUCAAUUUUUGUAAUUAAUUAAAUAAAAUUUUAAAAAUUA
Molecule: messenger RNA, 3273 nt
Organism: Eurytemora carolleeae
Lineage: Eukaryota; Metazoa; Arthropoda; Copepoda; Calanoida; Temoridae
Product: zinc finger RNA-binding protein
Exons: 12
Coding region: 136-2955 (939 amino acids)
Cellular component (GO): precatalytic spliceosome
Molecular function (GO): single-stranded RNA binding; double-stranded RNA binding; zinc ion binding
Source: RefSeq, a predicted model, not a curated record